Amphibalanus amphitrite is the source of this 2340-nucleotide messenger RNA. Its product is annotated as asparagine--tRNA ligase, cytoplasmic-like. Gene Ontology annotation, biological process: asparaginyl-tRNA aminoacylation. The coding region runs from base 280 to 2202 and encodes 640 amino acids. Gene Ontology annotation, molecular function: ATP binding; asparagine-tRNA ligase activity; nucleic acid binding. Lineage: Eukaryota; Metazoa; Arthropoda; Thecostraca; Balanomorpha; Balanidae. Gene Ontology annotation, cellular component: cytoplasm. The transcript is spliced from 13 exons. The record is from RefSeq and is a predicted model, not a curated record.
UGUGCAUAAUAAUGCAUGAUGAAAACAUUUGUUUUCUCAGGUGAUCUUUAGUUUCUGUUUGGCCGGCGAUUCGGUCGUAACAAUUUCUCGUCCCCAGCCAGUGUGCAUAUUAGUUCAAGUUGUUUUAGCCUAUUUAUAUACACUGUGGCCUUUUCUACAUAGGCGAUAGGAGAUUAAUUGAUUGAGGAUAAAUCCUCCAGUCAUUUCAAUUUGCAUCUGUCCCAUUCUUCCUGAGGUCAACUUGUCUGCUAUUUCAAUUUGUAUAACAAGAAGGUAACCAUGGAGAAAGCAAUGGGUGAUAUGAGCAUUGCAGAGAUCUACACCUCAGAGAAGAAUGGGUCAGAUGAGACUGGCAAGGGCACGGCAGAGGCACCUUUCAAGACUGUGCUGCGUGCAAUGCACCAUGCUGGCAAGGAGCCGCUGCCCACUAUCCUUGUGGAUGCCAAAGAGGAGGGCAAGGCCUCAGGCGGCGCCUCUCCCUGUCUGUCGACGGCACUCGAGCCGCACCUAGCCCAGUUCUCCUAUAUCGGCGGCCACUCGCCCAGUCGCCUCGACCUGCGCGUGCUCGCCCGCCUGGCGGAGCCGCCGCCGGAGCGCACGCACGCGGCGCGCUGGUGGCGUCACGUGCGCUGUCUCUCGGAGGAGUCCUCCGGCUGGCCGGCCGGUGAGGAGACGGUGCUCUCCCGGCUGGGUCUGGACCGACUCCUGGGACAGCAAUUCGAACCUGUUGCCAAGUCCCAGUUGAAGAAGGUGCACAAGAUAUGGCAACAUGAGGUGAGAAAGGCCGCAGAGCGCGCCAAAAAGGAGGCUGAGGACGCGGAGAAGCGCGCCAAAAACCUGGAGGAGGCGCGAAAGGUGACCAUCGCCGAGGACCCCAGCUGGCCGCGCGCGGUGCGUGUGAAGAUCAGUGAGACGGAGCGGCACCGCGACACGCGAGUCCAGGUCUACGGCUGGGUGCACCGGCUCAGGAGGCAGGGCAAGGCGAUGAUGUUCGUGGUGCUGCGCGACGGCACGGGCUUCCUGCAGUGUGUGCUCACCGACAAGCUGUGCCAGACCUACGAGGCGCUGGUGCUUUCUACCGAGUCGUCUGUCUGCCUCUACGGCACCGUCAAGGCGCUGCCCGAGGGCAAAACGGCGCCGGGCGGCCACGAGAUGCAGGUCGAUUACUGGGAGCUGGUGGGCCUGGCACCCGCCGGCGGAGCCGACACCCUACUCAACGAGGAGGCCAACCCCGACGUGCAGCUCGACAACCGGCACAUCAUGAUCCGUGGCGAGAACACCUCCAAGGUGUUAAAGAUGCGUUCAGUGCUGACACAGGCCUUCCGUGAGCACUACUUCAGCCGCGGGUACUUCGAGGUGACGCCACCCACGCUCGUCCAAACCCAGGUUGAGGGUGGCUCGACGCUGUUCAAGUUCAACUAUUUCGGCGAGGAGGCCUACCUGACUCAGAGCAGUCAGCUGUACCUGGAGACGGCCAUCCCGGCGCUGGGAGACGUCUUCUGCGUGGCACAGAGUUACCGUGCCGAGCAGAGCAGAACGCGCCGGCACCUGGCCGAGUACACCCACAUUGAGGGCGAGUGUCCGUUUAUCACGUUUGACGACCUGCUGGACCGGCUGGAGGACCUCAUCUGUGACGUGGUGGACCGCGUGCUCAAGUCGCCCUUCGCCGACAUCGUCUACGAGCUGAACCCGGACUUCAAGCCGCCGAAGCGUCCGUUCCGCCGGAUGGAUUACGCGGACGCCAUCAAGUUCCUGAAGGAGAACAACAUCACCAAGGAGGACGGCACGUUCUACGAAUUCGGCGAGGACAUCCCAGAGAUGCCAGAGAGGAAGAUGACAGACAUGAUCAACGAGCCCAUCAUGCUCUGCCGCUUCCCCUACGAGAUCAAGGCGUUCUACAUGGCCAAGUGUCCCGAGGACCCGCGCCUCACUGAGUCGGUGGACGUCCUGAUGCCGAACGUCGGUGAGAUUGUCGGUGGGUCGAUGCGCAUGAACGACCUGGCCCAGCUGGAGGAGGCGUUUAAAAAGCAGGGCAUCCCCUCGGAGCCCUACUACUGGUACAAGGACCAGCGUGUCUACGGCACAACUCCGCAUGGCGGGUACGGCCUGGGCCUGGAGCGUCUACUCUGCUGGCUGCUGAACCGCUACCACAUUCGAGAGGUGUGUCUGUACCCGCGCUUCACGGGCCGGUGCAAACCCUGAUCGGACCGCCCCGUACCGUCCGGCGCUCGGCCGUCCACAGACCAAAUCAGCUUUAUUUAUACCGCCCCACGGCCAUGUUUUGCGGUGAUCCAUCCCAUCGGGAGCUGGUAGCGAAUACAUUUCGAAUGAAAUGAUCAA